Solanum dulcamara is the source of this 1314-nucleotide messenger RNA. Its product is annotated as probable membrane-associated kinase regulator 6. NCBI's taxonomy places the organism in Eukaryota, Viridiplantae, Streptophyta, Magnoliopsida, Solanales, Solanaceae. Bases 392 to 925 code for a protein of 177 amino acids. The transcript has 4 exons. The record is from RefSeq and is a predicted model, not a curated record.
UCAACUCUUGAAGCUUCUCUCUUUGUAAAAUAUACUCACUAUCAGAUAUGAAUAAAAACUAAGAAGUUUUUGAGUUACUUUCUUGAGCAAAUAUUAUUAUUACUGUUAUAAUAAUUUUCCUUUUAUAAAAAGACAACUCUCCCCUUCCAUAUCACCCUUACGCCUUAGAGUAAAAAACGAACUAAGGCUGUGAUGAGUUAUACUGUAGGAACGACAGAGAAGUUAUCUGUUUUCAGGUUGGGACUGCGAUGUCUGGUAAAAAUCUCAUCGGAUACCCGGUGUAAUUUUGGUCAAAGCGGGAUAGAUACAGGUGUUAGAGAUCCUCAACAGGCACAUCGUUGAAAAUCAUUACUUUUCAGCUAUUUGAAAAUUAAAAUCAAAACGAUUGUGGAUGGAAAAUUCCGAGGAGUGUGAUGAGAGUAAUUUGUCAUACAAUUGGUCAGUGAACACAAAGUUUGAUAGGAUGGAAUAUGAGGAAGAAGCUGCCUUCAUUGAGAUGGAUCCCUCACUUUCUCCUUCUAAGAGAUUCUCUAAUGUCAAUAAACAUGAUUUCAUCAAUUUCAAUUUUCCAAUAUCUGAUCAUAAGGAGGAGUCCAUAAUGAAAAAUAAUAUGUUGUUGGAGGAGCCUUCACAGGUGCAUACUUCCUCCUCUAGGAGUAGUGGGAUAUUCCAAAAGUUGUUGGAUUUUCUCAAGCCAUUGUGCCAGAAAAUAAGUUUUGGGUGCAAAAGUGGUAGUAGUACUAGAGUACUAGAAGGACCAAUAUUAAUGAAGAAGUGGGAAAGUUCAGAGGGAACAUCAUCUAUAACUCCAAGGACAAGCAUAGCUAAUUAUUCUGAGGAUGAUUGGCGCAGAUCUUGUGAUUCUGAGGCAUCCAUUUAUGAAGCUGUUCUUCAUUGCAAAAGAACUAUUAAUGGUGAUGAGUAAUCAAGUGAAGAUUUCAGUACUACCAAGAAAGAAAUGAAAGUUUACUUAAAUGAUAUAUAGAAGAAAGAAGAAAAAAUAGACCAGAGAUGUGUGAAGAUAUUUCCUUUGUGUUGUUGGAAGUUUUGAGGAGACAGAGAAUCUUAAUGACACAUUGUUUGUCCUUGUGUUUUCCCUUUUCUCUCAACGAACAAUCACUUUGCGACUUGGAAAAUGUUUCCCUUUCUGCUUUGUAAAGUCAUAUAUAUGUAAUGAUGUUUUUAUACUUUUGUAUCAAUUUAUGUGGCAUUAUUUAUUAAAAUUUAGAUUAAAAUUUAAAAAUUUUAAUUCUAAAGAUGUCAUAACAUUUGUAUACCUAGAAGACUUUUAAAACUUCAAAUGUUCGAUAUAUG